Messenger RNA from Parasteatoda tepidariorum (common house spider), 813 nucleotides. Lineage: Eukaryota; Metazoa; Arthropoda; Arachnida; Araneae; Theridiidae. The record is from RefSeq and is a predicted model, not a curated record.
AUGAAAUCACAUCAAUGUAUAGUGAGUUUCAAAGGUGUUAGUGGAACAAGGUGUGGCUCAUUUAAGGAAGUAGCAGGAUACGGCAAGUUCAAGUGUAACUUGUGUUCUUAUUCUACAAAUGUUAAAACCAAUUGGAAAAAUCAUCAGUUAACACACACUGGACUUCGUCCUUUCACUUGCGAAACUUGUGCUAUAAGGUUUGAUAAUAGUUUGGCUAGACGAGGCUCGGUGGACAUUGUAACCAGGCGUGAAAUCUUUCAACCUAAGUUCAAGUGUCACUUGUGCUCAUAUUCCACAAACAUAAAAACUAAUUUGAAGAAUCAUGAAUUAACGCACAGCGGACUUCGUCCUUUCACUUGUACAACUUGUGCUUUGAAGUUUGGUGAUUAUAGUAUGGUGAAACAUGGCUCAUUUAAAGUUGUAACAAGUUACGAUCUUGAUGCCAAGUUCAAGUGUAAUUUGUGUCAGUAUUGCACAAAUAUUAAAACUAAUUUGAAGAACCAUCAAUUAACACACAGUGGACUUCGUCCUUUUGCUUGUACAACUUGUGUUACAAGAUGGGUUGAAAGUAAUUUACGAAGAUCUAGAAGAUUCCAUAUGCCAGAAACUGAAGAUCAGCUUCAUAAAAGACACAGAUGCAAAUUUUGCCCAUAUUCCACUGACGUUUCUACUCAUUUGACUGAUCAUGAAUUGAUACAUAUUGGUGUACGCCCUUACAGUUGUUCCAUAUGUGGAAGAGGAUUUACUCAAAAAAGCAAUAUGAAGCAGCAUACAUUGAUACAUUUUAGAGAUAACCAGAAACAAACUUCUUAA